Chinchilla lanigera (long-tailed chinchilla) is the source of this 2504-nucleotide messenger RNA. It is a transcript of the gene Qpctl, whose product is annotated as glutaminyl-peptide cyclotransferase-like. The record is from RefSeq and is a predicted model, not a curated record. Gene Ontology annotation, molecular function: glutaminyl-peptide cyclotransferase activity; zinc ion binding. Lineage: Eukaryota; Metazoa; Chordata; Mammalia; Rodentia; Chinchillidae. The transcript is spliced from 7 exons. Bases 551 to 1699 code for a protein of 382 amino acids.
AAAGCCUAACGUUGUGGUUCGAAGCCACUCAGGACAAUACAAGACAGAUGUGCUCCACAAUGGAAAAGAAAAAUAAAGGAGAAAAGCGGCACACAUGCCUGCCCUGUCUUCGGGGGCGCGGCCUCGGCGAAGCCAAUCCGCUCGUAGCUUCAGGGAUGCGCACCGCUUUUUUCCUUCAGGCAUGGAUCCCUUAAGUGACAAUUGAUCUUUCAGACCUGGCAUGAACAAUCCUACAUCCGGAAGGGACCUGGACCUGUGCUGGAGAAUUGUGGUUGUCUCUACGAUCAAACGCUGCUCAUUGGCUUUCUCCCCUCGGAGGCUGUCCCUACCCCUUUCGCGCUCCCUUUUGGGUUGUGCAGCCCUGAGGGAAACCAACGCCAACACCCGAGAGCGGCAAGGAGGCGUGCCCUCAGGAUGCUAUUGGUUUCAAGGCUCGCUGGGUGGGAUGUGCAACCGCUCUUGUUGCUCAUUGGCUUUGUGAUUCCUUGGGUGGAACUUGGCGGGGCCUAAAUCCUUCCGCGUCCCAGUACACGUUUCAAGCAUAGCUGCCAUGCGAUCCGGAGGCCGCGGGCGGCCCCGGCUGCGGCUAGGCGAACGCGGCCUCCUAGAGCCACCCUCCCUGCCCAAGCGCCGCCUGCUACCGCGGGCGCAGCUGUUGCACUUGCUGCUAGCCGCGGCCGUGGGCUUGGCGCUCUACAUCAUCUGGAGCGGCUGGCACCGCGGGACUGAGGAGCUGUCAAGGGGCCGGGAGUUGCGGGCUCCGCUGGUUGGAAACCUCCCGGAAGCCAAGCUGCGGAAGGUGGUGGGACAGCUGGAUCCGCAGCGGCUCUGGGUUACUUAUCUGCGUCCUCUGUUGAUUGUGCGAACCCCGGGUAGCCCCGGUAAUCUCCAAGUCAGAAAGUUCCUGGAAUCCACACUGCGGUCCCUGACAGCUGGCUGGCAGGUGGAGCUGGAUCCCUUCACAGCCUCAACGCCUCUGGGGCCAUUGGACUUUGGGAACAUGGUGGCUACGCUGGACCCAGGGGCUGCCCGUCACCUUACCCUUGCCUGCCACUACGACUCGAAGCUCUUCCCCCCGGGCUCAGCCCCUUUUGUGGGAGCCACAGAUUCAGCUGUGCCCUGUGCGCUGCUACUGGAGCUGGCCCGGGCCCUUGAUCUGCUGCUGAGCAGGGCCAAGCAGCAGGCAGCCCCAGUGACCUUGCAGCUGCUUUUCUUGGAUGGUGAAGAGGCGCUGGAGGAGUGGGGACCCAAGGACUCCCUUUAUGGCUCCCGGCACCUAGCCCAGCUCAUGGCGUCUAUGCCCCACAGUCCUGGCCCCACCAGGAUCCAGGCCAUUGAGCUCUUUAUGCUGCUUGAUCUCCUGGGAGCCCCCAGUCCGACCUUCUACAGUCACUUCCCCCACACGGUCCGCUGGUUCCACCGGCUGCGGAGCAUCGAGAAGCGUCUACAUCGAUUGAACCUGCUGCAGGCUCACCCCCAGGAAGUGAUGUACUUCCAGCCCGGGGAGCCGCCCGGCUCUGUGGAAGAUGACCACAUCCCCUUCCUCCGCAGAGGGGUCCCAGUGCUGCACCUCAUCGCUACGCCUUUCCCCUCUGUGUGGCACACGCCUGGCGACACGGAGGCCAAUCUCCACCCACCCACCGUGCACAACCUCAGCCGCAUCUUAGCCGUGUUCCUGGCAGAAUACCUGGGGCUGUAGCCCGCGGGAUCUUACUCUGAGGGAGCAGUGCGUACCCAGGGCACCUGGCCCAGGAGCGCUGGCUUCUCCUUUCCUACACCUCAGGCUCCUAGGAAGGUCCUGCUUUCACCUUUUCUCAAGCUGCCACCCUUCAGGGACAUGGAAGGGACCAUCGUGGAGUGACAGCCAGAGGAGUAAGAAGGUGGCCCUUGCCUGAGGUAAACACUUGGUCUGAAGGUCUGCAGGGACCAAAUGCUGUGCUUUCAACCAGCAAACUGCGGAUGGCAUCUGGACCAGCACCGCUCAACUGAAAGAAUCCUCUGCCACUUAAGGUUUUGCAUCAGUUCAUGCUUGAGAACCACAGCCUUGCCACUGCAUGAGUCCAACCUGGGUUCAGAAACAGGAACCAAGGAGGUGGUUUUGGCGCUCCAGGUUAUGCCUGGGCCAGUGGGCUAUAAACCAGUGUUUUAGGGGAUCUGAGAUCUAAGUAGCAGGGUAGAAAAUCAUUCAGUGAGUCCCCCUCAUGGGGCCGGGGAUAUAGCUCAUCGGCAUGAGCGCCAGGACCUGGCAAGAGCAAGGUCCUGAGUUCGAUUCCCGGUACAAAAAAAAAGUGCUCAUUGAGUCUCCUCACUGCAUAAUGGGAAUUUUCCAGAGUGAGACAGAAUGCAGUGGUUCCCAAAGUAUUUCACCAUGGAACCUCUGUAAAAAGCACCUCACAGAAAUAUUGUACCUGAAAAGAUACUUUGGGAUGCUGGGUGUAGUGGCGCAUGCCUGUAAUCCCAGCACUCGGGAGGCUGAGGCAGGAGGAUCGCUGUGAGUUCAAAGC